Molecule: messenger RNA, 1737 nt
Organism: Brettanomyces bruxellensis
Lineage: Eukaryota; Fungi; Ascomycota; Pichiomycetes; Pichiales; Pichiaceae
Exons: 1
Coding region: 1-1737 (578 amino acids)
Biological process (GO): retrograde transport, endosome to Golgi
Molecular function (GO): phosphatidylinositol binding
Source: RefSeq, a predicted model, not a curated record
AUGAAACCUGCAGCGGACAAAGACCAAAAAGAUGAUAUAUUAACUCAGACGGAUACUGAAAAUACCUCCGAUCUGGAUAUACAUACUUCAAUUAUAAGUAAGGUCGAGAUAUCUCAUCCAGUGCGUAUUUGCAAAAUCAUUGAUGAGACUAAAAAUCUUAAAAUCUUCAUUACGGGAGCGUCAAAAUCAACAGAAGUUCAUAGCAGAUUGCAGCCAUUCAUUGUGUAUUCGAUCAAACUUGGACCUUUAAUAGUAAAGCGUCGUUACAGUGAGUUUGAGAGUCUUCGGAGUUGCCUUGUGAAAUGCUAUCCUACAAUGAUAGUACCUCCAAUACCCGAGAAGCAGUCUCUGGCAUCGAAUAUUUCACAGACUACGAGUUCAUCAUUAGGAAUAAUUGGACCUAACAAUAGCGAAGAACUACUUAAUCCUGAUGCUGGUGGCGAAAAUGAUAUCUUUCAAGGAAAUGAACAAAUAGUUACUAAGAACAGUGAAGAUAAGAAACAUACAGUGGAUGAAAAUGAAAAUAGGAUAUCUGUGGAUGACGCCGACGGCAUUGGUGCUGAGCAAGCUUCAAACCAUUCGCCAAAUACGUCUGUAUUUCUUUCUGGUUUGCCACAUCUUAUCGAGUAUCGGAAGAGAAUGCUUGCGGUUUUUUUGAAUCGAUGCCUUGAGAACAAACAAAUACGUGAUUGCAAAUUCUUCCUUAACUUUUUGGACCCGGAGGUUAAUUUCCACGAUUACCUUGAAAUAAAAGAAAAUCAUAUUUUAUUCAAGACAUCUAUAUAUCGACUAUCGCCGUUUAAUCCCCUGGAAAAUUUAAGUAAUCAACUUUAUCUAACGCUUCCACUUCCAUCGUCCGCUGAUAUAAGCAGGUUUAUUGAGCUUGCGGAUGAAGCCCAGUUCCAGCGUAUUGUCAACUUUGAGAAAAAGUUUCAAAAGUAUGAGGAUUCAUUAGACAAAAUCGGAAAGGAUAAUAAGCGAAUACUGAAGAACUUUGAAGCUUUAUGUCCAGACUUAGCAGAUCUUGGUUCUUUAUACAACUCCCUCUCCAUGAUGCAGGAUUCAAAUUUCAUGGAUAAUUUUGCCAAAUUAUAUGAAAGAGAGGUGAUUUUCUUGAAGGCCAUGGCUGGAUCCAUGAGUCUAAACUUUCUUGACAGGAUAGUAGAAUUGAAGCAUUUUGCAAAGACCGUGAAAGAGUUAACGGAGUAUAAUCGGAAAAAAUUCAUUCAAGGAAAGAUGGUUUCGCAUCAGUUGAGUGAUAUUCAACAGAAAUAUAAAGUUUUUGAAAUGCAGGAGGUCAAAAUACAAAACAUUGAUGCUAAGGCAAGUGCAGCAAUGGGCAAGAGUAUCACGAACAAUAAACAAAUUGCUCUAGAGGCGCCUAUAACCGAUGCUGAGCUUCAGACGGCACUUUUUGCCAAAUCUAAGAAGCCAUUUUACGGAAAAAUUCCCGGAUUUAAGAAGAUCGGCAGUGUUUUCAAGAAAUAUACCGACACAAAUCCUGAUCAAACACGCAGAAAUAAAAUGUACAACUUAAAGCUUCGUUUAUACCAAUUACGGAGGCAGCAUGAAAUUAUAGAGAAUGAAAUUGGCAAAAUAAAUAGGGAAGUGAUAAAACAAUUAGUAUGGUUUCAUAAAUGGUUCAAGGUCGAACUUAUUAAAGUGGUUGGCCAAUAUCAUGAGAGUAUGAAUGACUUUACUACAAGCAAUAUUGAGGCAAUCCAGGAGGUGUUCUGA